This is a messenger RNA of Conger conger (European conger), 3119 nucleotides long. RefSeq names its product procollagen-lysine, 2-oxoglutarate 5-dioxygenase 1a (gene plod1a). Bases 152 to 2359 code for a protein of 735 amino acids. Gene Ontology annotation, molecular function: procollagen-lysine 5-dioxygenase activity; iron ion binding; L-ascorbic acid binding. Gene Ontology annotation, cellular component: endoplasmic reticulum. Gene Ontology annotation, biological process: peptidyl-lysine hydroxylation. The record is from RefSeq and is a predicted model, not a curated record. The transcript is spliced from 19 exons. Lineage: Eukaryota; Metazoa; Chordata; Actinopteri; Anguilliformes; Congridae.
AGAGGGUGGAGGGGCGGUGAUUUAGUUUGCAAGCUAACUUCUCUGCGUGAGAAGAGGCGGACAGAUAAAUCAAAGCAAAUACAUUGGUGUAUAUAGUUCUAAUAGAGACUGAAUCUGCAGCUUUGGUUUUUGGUCGCUACAGUGCGUGAGGAUGCUUAAGAUGGGAACCCGGGCUUUGGCACUUUUCUCUGGGAUUUGGCUAGCCACAUUGUUGCUGGCGAUAAACUGCGAGGAGCGUUCGACACCCGAAGGCAAUCUUCUAGUUUUGACCGUGGCCACGAAAGAGACAGAUGGCUUCAGGCGGUUUUUACGUUCUGCCGAGCAUUUCAACUACACUAUCAAGGUGUUGGGAAGGGGUGAGAAAUGGAGAGGUGGGGACUACAUGACCGCCCCCGGAGGGGGGCAGAAAGUGCGGCUGCUCAAAUCUGCCCUGGAAGAGAUUAAGGAUGCGAAGAAGGUCGUCCUGUUCAUCGACAGCUACGAUGUGGUCUUCGCUUCGGGUCCCAAGGAGCUACUGAAGAAGUUCAAGCAGGCGAGGCACAAGGUGGUCUUCUCUGCAGAGACCCUAAUCUGGCCUGACCGGCACCUGGAGGACAAACACCCGCACGUCAGGGAGGGCAAGAGGUUCCUGGGCUCCGGAGGGAUCAUUGGUUACGCACCGAACCUCAAAGAGAUGGUGGCGGACUGGACGGGAAAAGACGACGAUAGCGAUCAGCUUUUCUACACUAAGAUUUAUAUCGAAACAGAAAAAAGGAAAUCUAUAAAUAUAUCUUUGGACAACAAGUGUAGAUUGUUUCAGAAUCUUCAUGGAGCUAUAGAUGAGGUGGUUCUGAAGUUUGAGGACGGAAGGGUUCGGGCCAGGAAUGUACUGUAUGAUACUCUCCCGGUUAUUAUUCAUGGAAAUGGACCCACCAAGCUGCAGAUAAACUACCUUGGUAAUUACAUUCCCAGGGUGUGGACAUUUGAAACAGGCUGCACUGUGUGUGAAAUGGACUUGAGACCACUCUCUGAGCUAAAGGAGAGCGACUACCCCCUGGUUGUCAUCGGGAUCUUCAUCCAGCAGCAGACCCCGUUCGUUUCUGCCUUCUUCGAGCGUCUGCUGAACAUGAAAUACCCGAAAGACAAACUCAAGCUCUUCAUUUACAAUCAGGAACCACACCACAAGAAACAUGUCAGCACUUUCCUAGAGCGUCAUGGGAAGGAGUACCAGGCGGUGAAAGUGAUUGGUCCAGAGGAGGAGAUGGAUAGCACGACAUCACGCAAUCUAGGCUUAGAUGUUUGCCGUCAGGACGGCGAGUGUGAAUAUUUCUUCAGUAUAGAUGUGGAAGUGGUCCUGAAGAAUGCCGACACCCUCAAAAUCCUCAUCGAGCAGAACCGACCCGUAAUCGCUCCGAUGAUCACGCGGGUAGGCAAGCUGUGGUCUAACUUCUGGGGCGCGCUCAGUGCGGACGGAUACUACGCCAGGUCCGAGGACUACGUGGACAUUGUGUUGGGGCGCAGGGUUGGUGUCUGGAACGUUCCCUACAUAUCCAGUGUAUACUUGGUGAAGGGCAGCGUCUUGAGGAAUGAACUCUCUGGGAACAACUACUUUUUAUCCAACAACUUGGAUUCCGACAUGACCUUCUGCCACAAACUCAGGAACCUGGGUGUCUUCAUGUUUGUUACCAACAGGCACGAAUUUGGACGCGUGGUGUCAACUGAAAACUAUGUGACCACACACCUGCACAAUGACCUCUGGCAAAUCUUUGAGAACCCAGUGGACUGGGGAGAGCGAUACAUUCAUCCAAAUUACAGCCGAAUAAUGAAAGACAAUUUCAUAGAAACUCCUUGCCCUGAUGUGUACUGGUUUCCUAUCUUCACGGACGUUGGCUGUGACCACCUCGUUGAAGAGAUGGAGCACUUUGGCCAGUGGUCAGGAGGGCGAAAUACGGACAAACGUAUCCAAGGGGGAUAUGAAAAUGUUCCCACCAUUGACAUCCACAUGAAUCAAGUUGGCUUCGAGAGAGAGUGGCAGAAGUUCUUGUUGGAUUACAUUGCACCCAUCACAGAGAAAUUGUACCCUGGAUAUUACACCAAGGCUCAGUUUGACUUGGCGUUUGUGGUUCGGUAUAAACCCGACGAGCAGCCAUUUUUAAGGCCUCACCACGACGCAUCCACAUUCACUGUAAAUAUCGCACUCAACCAGCUGGGGAUCGAUUACGAGGGCGGAGGGUGCCGGUUUCUCAGAUAUAACUGUUCAGUCGAUGCUCCACGCAAAGGAUGGUCCCUCAUGCACCCAGGACGUCUCACACACUACCACGAGGGGCUUCCCACCACCGGGGGGGUCCGCUACAUCUCUGUGUCCUUUGUGGACCCCUGAGACACCUGUGCCUUUUUCAUUCUUCUUUCCUCUUAUUUUAACCACGUUGGCUUUUGGUAGCGAUACAGAACGAACUCGGGCCGAGUUCUGCCUUAAACCAGAAAUAUCCAACUAAAGACUUGAAAGGGGGGGGAGGGGGUGGGCUUAAUGACUGUCUGGAAAAUCAGUCCUCCAGAAAUUAGGCAGUUAGCCUGUUUUGAUGAAAAAAAGUGCCUUUAUUCAAUCAGUGAAUUUUUUUAAAUGUUGGUCUCUUUAAAAAGAAAUUGGUACUUGGAAUUUAUGUGUUUGCUCUCAUUUGUAUUGACACUCCAAAUUCAGUUGCUGUUGAGGAUUGAUAUUAUGCAAUUCCCAUAUGAGCAUAGGCAGUGGUGGUGAUAUUUAUUCAUUUUAAAAUUAUGUAACCUCACGCGAGUCACAAAGAACAAAGCUUGGAUGUAGGAUUUGGUAAUGAGUUGUUUGUAAAAGAGAAUUUUACUGUUUUAUGGUGACAAUGCGUUCCGUUCAUAGCAGCGCAUUGUUCGUUUUAAUGGCGGUUUAUUAUAAUGACCUCCAAAAAUGUCAUUGUUUUAAAUGUUUGGCGGAUCAUUGUUUUUUUUGUGCCGUAAUUUUGGAACUAAAAAUUACUGUUUUAUGCCCAUUGACUUCAUGCAACCAACUAUGGAAAAAUUAUUCCAUUAUUAGUAAAAACCAAAUUAUAGUUUGUCUUUUCUUUUCACUGUUUUGGACUAAUGUCAAUUAAAACAAAAAGGAAAACACAAAA